GUUCAUCUGUUGGCUGCAUUUCCCUCCUUCUCCGCUAGGACUCCUCGCUUUUUUUUUUCUUUGACCUCAAGAGUGGAGGCAGACACAAACUGGGGUUUGCUGUUGUUGUGGAUGCAAAGCUAACUUUUUAAUGGGGAUAGAAACUUGUUUGCCGUACUUGCUAGUGUGUCCUGCUAACAUCGAUGUUAGCCACUAGCCAGCCUGUAUAAAUGCUUGUUGGUAUAAUGGACCUGUUGAACUCUCAGUUCCUGGACAAGAUGAACAAUAACAUCGGCAGACUGCACUACGACGAUGAGUCCAGGACAGCCUCUCUGUCCACUGCUAUGCCCAACAUGACUGGGCACCCAUCACACUGUCCAAACAAACGCAAGUAUGGUGAAGAACAAAUGGAUGAUCGAAUCAACUGUGAUGAUGACCACAUGACCAAAAUGAGCAGACUGUUUGCCACUCAGCUGGCCCGUCCCUCUGCUGGAGACAACAGUAUUGAGCCCUGGAGCCGCAGUCCUGUGGAGCAUGUUACGUCCUCUUCUAAUGGUCUCCAUGGGACUGGCAUGUAUGCUUCUGUUUCUGACUAUGCCGUUGAUCGGCCUUUGCCUCUGACCAAAAACAGCCACGAAACUGGGGUCAGUAGCAGAGAGAGAUCUGUUAUUGGAGGGACUUUGGAGCGGCAGCAGAAUCGUCCCUCAGUUAUUAUCUGCGCCCCAGCGAGCAACCGCAACUGUAACCUGUCUCACUGCCACAUGAACGGCUGCUCUGCCAGUCAGCAUGCCGAUCAAAGAAAUACAAAUGCAAACACCGUGUGUGAUCCAGUUAUUGAGGAGCACUUCCGCCGCAGCCUGGGCAAAAACUACCAGGAGGCGGAACCUGUGUCAAACUCUGUGUCUAUCACUGGUUCAGUUGAUGACCACUUUGCUAAGGCUCUGGGAGACGCCUGGUUCCAAAUCAAGGCCAGAGGUGGCGCUCCUCAGAGUCCAGAUGAUCAGUGAAGAGGAGGAGCAGAAACAUCAAAACGUUCUUCAGCCAAAAACACAACGUAAGACAAUUUAUAUAGUACCAUUUACUAAUGGUUGUAGAACCCAAACAUAAGUGGAAAUCCUUCUGUUAAAAUUUCUUAAAAAAAAAAAAAAAAUAAAUAUUUCAUACUGUUUUUGGAUGGAACGUAAACAAUCAUCAAACUUACUUUGAGCGGCUUUUCUACUGCCUUCUAUUCUUUCUCUCUUGAUUUUUACUUGCCUUAAUUCGCCAAAGAAGUUUCUUGCCUUUUUCUACAAAUAUAAAAGCCAUAGAUCAGGUCUUCACUAUUUUCAUAUUGAAUACCGCACUCACUCACUGCUGUCAGAACUUCCUAUUGCACUAAUGCAUGUAAAGGUCAGGUAGCAGGUUACCUGUUAGGCUAGAAUGCACAUUGUAUUUUCUUAAUGCAGUAAAACUAGCAGACGUACCUGGACACUUCCACCUGGGCCACAGAGAUGACAGGGAGAUUGAUGGAGCUUUAGACCAGUGUCUGUACCAGUGUCUGUACCAGUGUUUGUCAACCUUUUGAGCAACUGCACAUAUUUUACAUUAGAAAUAAUUCAUCUAGUGCUCCACCAAAUGAAGAAGUCAUAAAAAGUAAAUGUAAUAAAUGAUAAACGCUCUUCUAGUUACAACAGAUUUUUCUUAGUUUAAGACCUGGGCCUGUUUAG
Molecule: messenger RNA, 1685 nt
Organism: Cynoglossus semilaevis (tongue sole)
Lineage: Eukaryota; Metazoa; Chordata; Actinopteri; Pleuronectiformes; Cynoglossidae
Gene: vgll4a
Product: vestigial-like family member 4a
Exons: 7
Coding region: 210-986 (258 amino acids)
Biological process (GO): negative regulation of DNA-templated transcription
Molecular function (GO): transcription coactivator binding
Source: RefSeq, a predicted model, not a curated record